AUGGCUUCAAUCAGGUCAAUGGCUCAGCCAGCCCGGCUUAUGACACGGAGGGCCCUGGUUGCUCCCUCAGUCCGAUACUUUUCAGUUUCUCCGUUCAAGCGCGCCCAGGAAGACCCCGUGGCGCCUCCACCACCAAAGGAACUCACACUGGAAGAGUUCCCCCCAGUGCCCGAGUACUCGCCAGAUCUCAUGACAAAGGAGCUCCGAUCCAUGUACGAUUUGAUGUCGCCCGAGGAACGCGCCGAUUUCGAUGCGGAGAACACCCGCAUGGUUGCCGAGUUCAACGACCCUGCGAAGCGAUCCGCAGCCUUCGCGCUGAUUGAGAAAGAGUUGCAACAGAUUGACAAGGCAGAGGAUUUGCGAUUUGAAGACAUCCGUCCCCGGACGCCUGGAUUCUGGGCCGAGGACGAUCCCGAUGAAAUGGCUCAGGUCGAGGAUGGUGACGAGGAGGUCAACGAUGAUGAAAUCACAUCCAUGGCACACACAGAGAUGGAGCUGCACCGGGAGAUGCGAGAGUACGCCCGCAUUACAGCGUGGGACAUGCCAAUGCUGAGCAAGCUCGCCAAACCCUUCUCCCUGCCUCCCGCCAACCACAUUCUCCGAUUCCGCUACACCACCUACAUGGGUGAACAGCACCCCGCCGAGCCCAAGGUCGUCGUGGAACUCGCCUCCCAAGAUCUGACCCCCAAGUACCUCACCGAAGCCCAGCGCCAAACAUUCCUCAAGCUGGCCGGUACGCGCUACAACCCGCAAACCGACAUUGUGCGCAUGUCCAGUGAGAAGUACGGCUCGCGCGCUCAGAAUAAGCGCUACCUAGCCGACCUGGUCAACUCCCUGAUCAAGGAGGCCAAGGAAGGCGACUCUUUCGCCGAUAUCCCCCUCGACCUCCGUCACCACAAGCCCAAGGUCCGCCUUCAAUUCCCCGAGUCCUGGAACAUGACCGAGACCCGUCGGGAGCAGCUCGCCGCUCGCCGCAGGGAGCGUCUUGCCGCCGAGGAGACGCGUGAGGCUCUGGUGGACGGUAACAAUGUCAUCUCGGAUGCUAUCAAGGUCCUGCCUUCGCUUAACCCCGCGCUUCAGGCCAAGGCUGCUGACGAGCGGGAGCGCGUGGCUGUCAAGGUUGGUGCCCGCAAAAAGAUCGGUCGCCGGUGA
This is a messenger RNA of Penicillium canescens, 1152 nucleotides long. RefSeq names its product mitochondrial 37S ribosomal protein mS35. Gene Ontology annotation, cellular component: mitochondrial small ribosomal subunit. The coding region runs from base 1 to 1152 and encodes 383 amino acids. Lineage: Eukaryota; Fungi; Ascomycota; Eurotiomycetes; Eurotiales; Aspergillaceae. Gene Ontology annotation, biological process: mitochondrial translation. The transcript has 2 exons. Gene Ontology annotation, molecular function: structural constituent of ribosome. The record is from RefSeq and is a predicted model, not a curated record.